Lichtheimia ornata is the source of this 1599-nucleotide messenger RNA. RefSeq lists its product as uncharacterized. Bases 1 to 1599 code for a protein of 532 amino acids. Lineage: Eukaryota; Fungi; Mucoromycota; Mucoromycetes; Mucorales; Lichtheimiaceae. The transcript has 9 exons. The record is from RefSeq and is a predicted model, not a curated record. Gene Ontology annotation, molecular function: RNA polymerase II cis-regulatory region sequence-specific DNA binding; DNA-binding transcription factor activity, RNA polymerase II-specific. Gene Ontology annotation, biological process: regulation of transcription by RNA polymerase II.
AUGCAUAAGAUUGAUGGAGUUGAAUUUGGUUGUCCUUCACAACGCUUCCCUUUACAGAAUCACCUUCGGGCAAUGGCAGCUGCACAGCGAACAAGUCAAGCAAACAAUGGUGUCGAUAGCUCUCUCCAUCAGAGCAUUUUGGCCUGGCUAUCGCAGACUUAUCAGUAUGAUUCAGACAACUACGAUACGGGUAUCCAGCGAUCGCGUGUGUAUGAAGAUUACAUUGAGUACCUUCGCGUCAACGAGCCUGAUCAGCAACCACUCAACGCAGCUGGUUUUGGAAAGCUUGUCAAAACGGUCUUCCCGGGUAUACGCACUAGACGACUUGGUAUCCGUGGCCAAUCGAGAUACAACUAUUGCGGCAUUGCAUAUAAACAACCACAGCCAUUAUCAUCACAACAACAACAACGAAGACGAUCCACAAGUCCUUCACCUUCAACAGCAAUGAUGAAUGAUGGUGAUACCGAUAUGCCAACGACACAACAACAAGGCGUGAUAGUAAAUAAUACAGACGUAUCGUCUCAGCAUGUUGGGUUACCUAUCAAUGGUCAUAGUGAACAAGUAUCAUCGACACAGCAGCAACAGCAGCAACCCCAAUCAGAAAUUCAGGAACGAGAGAUCCCGACACUACAGCCAUUCAUGGCACCACACACCACCGAUCCUUCUCGGCAACCAGAAUCUGAACAACUCACAUCACUGUACCAUAAUCAUUGUCAAGAGAUACUCAAGCUCAUGCUACUCAACCAAGAUAUCAGCGAUUGCAUUCACCAACUUUACUCAACGAUACCAGAUCCUAUCCGCCAGAUCAUGAAUGGAGAUUCACAAGUGAUGGAGGCUAUUUGGCGUUGGGAUUGCGUGCUAUAUGAUACCAUCAUCCAUGUCCUUUUCCCCUCAAUACACGCUCCAAUCAGCAAAGCAACACAUGACUAUUUGAAAUCGUGUUCAUCCAACCUAUCAAGCUACUGCACGAUGGCCUUGAGUGGAUAUUCGGAAUCAUUGAUAAGCAAAAAGAUGGCAGUGAUGCAUAUUUUCAUAUCCAAGCUCGAUCGAUUGGUGAUUUCAAAUCAAUUGGCCCAAGCGGCGCAUCAUGAUCUUACUACUCAAGCCAAAGACAUGCUUGUGGAUUGGGAAAAGAUCAGCAUUGACAACAUACUGGAUGGAGCACAAUGGAUGUCCCCUUGGGGUGGUGACGAAGGUCUCGGUCAACAGCUCAACAAGGUCAAGCUAUUGUUACAAAGGCAGUGUCAAGCAGCCAAUGACGAUCAAAGUGGAAUUGGUGCCUGGGUGGAUUGGGUAUACGACAUUGUGCAUCAGCAUUUGAUCACGCCACAUGAUACAAUCAGCUGGGUUAAGGAGGCGAUUCAACGAUGGACCCUUUACAGCUCAUUGAUAUUACGUGAACUCGCUUUGGUAGAAGAUGCCACUACUUUGGAUGCAUUUCGUAAGUUGUGGAUGUUCAUCAACGAUUAUGUGAUCUAUUUGGGAGAAGAGUCCAUUGCUUCAAGAAACAUGGCUGCCAUGGGUUCCGCUAAAGCUGAAAUGCAGUUCCCGCGUACAUUUUCCUCCUCUGAUUCGAUCCCAUCCAGCUCUUUAUCAUGA